Messenger RNA from Eruca vesicaria subsp. sativa (arugula), 1113 nucleotides. The record is from the annotation of a GenBank genome assembly. Lineage: Eukaryota; Viridiplantae; Streptophyta; Magnoliopsida; Brassicales; Brassicaceae.
AUGUCUCAGAGCCUUCAUGUUUGCAAAAUCUGCGGAAAAGGGUAUGCAACUGUACAAGCUGUGUGUGGUCACCAGAGGGCUCAUUCGAAGCUGAAACGGGUUCGGGGUGGUCUCAAGAAGCCUCCUAGGGUUUGUACUGGUCCUUUACAGAGAGGAUGUAAAGCCACUUGUUCAUUGUCUCUCAAGGAGUCUUCUUCUUCUUUUAUGAGUGAGAUUGAGAAACAAGAGAUGGAUGAAGCUGCGGUGAGCUUGGUUAUGUUUUCUGAAGGAGUUUCUGAGAACAGAAACUUGCCUCAGGGUGUUGAUCAGUGGAGAAAAGAGUUUAGUGAAGUGUCUGCUACUUGUAGUGAUGUUGUUGCUCAAGCAUUGUCUCCCCCUCUGAGAAGUAAGUCGCAGAUAAAACGAGAGAGUAACUUCAGCUAUAGAUUCAAGAUUUGCGGCAAGAGUUUUGAGCGUUCUCUAGGUAGUCACCAAGCGCUUCAUAGAUCAGAUAGAGGGCAAGAUGGUCAUUUACUGUCUGUGUUGACUGAUUCAGGAGCUAAGAAGAUUGUUCCACAACCAUCAUGUAUUGGAGUCUCUCAAGAGGAGUUGAUUGAACGUGGAGAUACUAAUGUGAAGGAACAUUCUGUUGAAGCGAGGCAAGGUUUUAGUAAAGUGUCUUCUCACUCAAGUUUCGAAAAGUCUAGUUGUUACAGUGAUGUUGUUGCUCAAGAAGCGUUGCUUAUUCCUUUGGGAAGUAAGUUGCAGGAGAAACCUAAAAGUAAAUCCAGCUAUAAAUGCAAAGUAUGUGGCAAGAUUUUUGGGUGUUUUCAAGCUCUAGGUGGCCACCAAACGCUUCACAGACCCAUUAAUGUGGUAAUGGGGCGUAAAAGGAAGAGAUUUGAAGAUGGUAGUUCACCGUCUGGCUCAUCGGAAGCUAAGAAGAUUGUUUCACAACCAUCAAGCUAUGAGGUAUCAAAGGAGGAGUUGAUUGAACUUAGAGAUACUAAUGUGAAGGAACAUAGUGUUGAGUUGAAACAAGAUUUCCAACAGUUUAGUACUUGCGGUGAUGUUCUUGCUCAAGCAUUACCUUCUCCUCUGAGAUGUAAUACGCAGAAAAGAUUACAGAGUUAA